AAAUAAGCAUCGAUGAAGUUUGUGCGAAUAUGGUGGACUCCCUGCCGACCCGUUGCCUACCCGUCUGCUCUUUUAAUUGCGUCGAGUUAAAGAAGCAAACAAGAAAGUCUAAGGAAAUCGACGAAAAUCUCUCCCGGGAGAAAAAGUACGUCAAGCGGCUGGUAAAGAUCCUGCUGCUCGGCGCUGGCGAGAGCGGCAAGUCGACUUUCCUCAAACAAAUGCGAAUCAUCCACGGCGAUGACUUCGACCAGCGAGCGCGACAGGAGUUCAAACCAACGAUUUACAGCAAUGUUAUCAAAGGCAUUCGUGUGCUGGUGGACGCCCGGGAGAAGCUGCACAUCCCAUGGGGGGACCCAAAGAACAGCACGCACGGGGACAAAGUGAUGGCAAUCAACACCCGGUCGGCCAUGAUGGCCAACGGCCAGCUGGAAACGGCCGACUUUGUGGAGUACCUGCCCGCCAUCAGGGCCCUGUGGGCAGACUCCGGCAUACAAAACGCCUACGACCGCCGCAGAGAGUUUCAGCUGGGGGAGGCGGUGAAGUAUUUCUUGGAUAAUCUGGAUAAGCUGAGCGAGCCGGAUUAUCUUCCCAGUCAGCAGGACAUCCUGCUGGCCCGUAAACCCACCAAAGGCAUUCACGAGUACGACUUUGUGAUCAAGAACGUUCCCUUCAAGAUGGUGGACGUGGGGGGACAGCGGUUCGUGCGCAGGCGCUGGGUCGAGUGUUUCGACUCGGUCACCUCCAUCCUCUUCCUCUUAUCUUCCUCUGAAUAUGAUCAGGUCCUGAUGGAGGACAGGCAGACCAACCGGCUCUGUGAAUCACUGAACAUUUUUGAGACCAUCGUCAACAACCGCGUCUUCGCCGACAUCUCCAUCAUCCUCUUCCUCAACAAGACAGAUCUGCUAGAAGAGAAGGUGAAAACCGUUAAGCUUAAGGACUAUUUCCCCGAAUACACCGGACCGGAGCACAGCCUGCCAGACAUCCAGGGCUUCAUGGUAGACUGCUUCCGCGCCAAACGGCGCAACAACUCCCACGAGCAGUUGUACCACCACUUCACCACGGCCAUCAACACUGAGAACAUCCGGCUGGUGUUCCAGAACGUCAAAGACAUCAUCUUCUACGGCAACCUGAAGGGGUGCGUGUACUAAAAACCCGAGAAAGCAGAGGACUAGGUUAGAGGCCAACCUGUGACCAUCAGCAUUCCUCUUCAGGCUGUUGUAUUUUGGUUUGUACCCUCCUCUUUGAAGAGUUGGCCCUUUUAGCUAGUUCAGGAUCUUUUCGGAGAACAAGUGGUGUAGACAGACUGUUGCAGAAAGAAGGCUGCUAUGGAUUUUGGAUAACAGUCGGUCCCUGCUGCUUCCGUCAUCUGUCCCGAGUUCUGCCUAACCGUACGUUACAUUGUCGGAGCUUUUCAACUGACGAGGUGCCGGUGCUGACGCCAGUGGAAGACUGCUAAACUCUCUCCAAAGCCGGUGAAAAGACGAGAUGUACAACUUUUGGGGGGGAAAGUGCUUGCAAAAUAGCAACAAAAAAGAAAGGGCUAU
This is a messenger RNA of Oryzias latipes (Japanese medaka), 1544 nucleotides long. RefSeq names its product guanine nucleotide-binding protein subunit alpha-13-like. Gene Ontology annotation, molecular function: guanyl nucleotide binding; GTPase activity; G-protein beta/gamma-subunit complex binding. The record is from RefSeq and is a predicted model, not a curated record. NCBI's taxonomy places the organism in Eukaryota, Metazoa, Chordata, Actinopteri, Beloniformes, Adrianichthyidae. Gene Ontology annotation, biological process: adenylate cyclase-activating G protein-coupled receptor signaling pathway; Rho protein signal transduction. Gene Ontology annotation, cellular component: brush border membrane; cytoplasm; heterotrimeric G-protein complex.